UUAGAGACUACAUCACAGGGCUAACAUCACAGCAAUGAUCUCACAAACACACAGACUAACUAAGACACCGAGCUGGAAGAGCUAAAUCAGAUAUUUCAGUGCAGUGUUUACAAUUAUUUGUCAUUUUGUCUUCUCAUUGGUCUUUUUCCGUCAUAACAAAAAUUGCUCAAGUCUUAUCUGACCUCCUGCUCAGACUCUGCUCUUCUGUCUGGCUGCACUUCACACAGAUCUAACUGGGAACCUGUGAACUAUGGAGAGAAGUGAGACGUGGGAGAGAAGGAGUGUUGAUGAGAUGCUGAAAAGAGAGGAGGAAGAGGAGGAGGAAAAUGUCCUGGUUGAGAGCCUCAGACAAGAGGUAGAGGGCCAGGAGGAGCUGCAGGUCUCCGACACUGAAGAUGAGGAGGGAUCCACUCCCCUCAUCACUGCCUGUCAUAAAGGCAUGACUGAGGUAGUACAGCGGCUGCUGAGGGGCGGGGCUGAUAUGACCCUGUGCAACUACAGUCAGCAGACAGCGCUCCACACAAGCCCUCCUGAGCUCCAGGGGAAAGUGUUGGGGUGGAUGUUGAGGCCUCAUCUGCCUCCCCAGGCACAGCUGCUGCAGGCUGCCUGGCAGGGAGACCUGCACUCCCUACAGAACCUGCUGGCUCAGACAGACGGGGUGGAUGUGAACGUGCCUAACAGCGACGGCGUGACAGCUGUGAUGCUUGCUGUUAGGGACAUUGACCUGUUUGAGGGCAUAGUGACACUGUUGCCAUGGGAAUAUAGACCUGUGGAGGUGGUCAAGGAACUGCUGGGACUCUCGGUUGAUCUGCGGGUACGAGACCACAGCGGCUGCUCUGCUCCCCACUACGCUGCAAACAUCAACAGCCCUCUGAAGGAGGAGAUCAUUCACAUGCUGGUCGAGGCCCUAAGUCACACAGAUGCUGCCCCCAUGUCCCUCCUAGCCCUCGACAAAUACUCAUGCCAGGAUUUGGAUUCAGAGUUUGGAGAUUCGGACGUAGAGCUGGACCUUGAGACCCUUUAUCCUAAUCAGUCGACAGCUGCCUCCCCCACACAGACACCAACCCAGCAACACCACUUUCUACUAUACAGCCACACAGGGGAAGUGCUGGAGUCUCCAGGGUACCCCCCUCUAUCUGAGAAUCAUAAAGACCUCAGCCAAGAUAAGGGAAUCCCCCUCUGUUUCCAAAACGCCAUGGAAACGCUGAGAGACAUCAGGCAAGCCUACCAGGACACAGGGAGGGGAAGCAGGGGAGGUUUGUUUCUGCCGAGUCUUAGCGACAACCAUAGGCGCUGGAGCCACCUGGAUCCUGCUCCAUCAUCUGGUUUGCUGAGUACCAGGACCUCCUGUCUGCCUGUGCCCCCCAGACACAGACAGAGAACAAGAAGUGUGGUUGUUGCCUCCCCAUCCUCCCCCGGCCUGCUGUCUGUGGCUGAAUCCAGCCAGCUCAGCCAAUCAGCCCCCAGCAUCAUGGAACCACAACUGUGUUCAAACACUAUGAUCCAGGCCAGGGCACACAUCCAGACCCGACUGGGUUCUCAAGACACUGGAAAUGAACAAAAGCUCUCGCAGGGUCUCUUGCAUCCCAGAACACCCAAGCUGUUGGCACCAAUAGACAGCAGGCCCAGGGACAUUGGGGCUCUGCCAGUACUAAAGCACCACGUUCCCCUGAAGCCCAUUAGUGGUAGCCCCCUUUGCUCCAGGACCCGGCUGAGGAGAGAGAGGCUGUCCCGGGGCAGCCCACACACUGGCCCUCUGACCACUAAGGGUGGCAGUGAGGAGAGUGGAUCCAGCAGCAGCCAGAGUUCCAUUGAUUUGGAGGAUGAGGAGGAGGAAGACGAGAGGGAUAUGCAUGAGAGAGCCACAGGAGAAAACCAUUUGAAGUUUGUUGGAGACAGGUUGUUACAGCAUUCAAAUGAUGUGAGCUCCACCGAGGCUGAUUUGGUUGGGGAGACAAGGCGGCAUUUUAAUGUUCAGUCGAGGAUCAGUCACAUUCCACCGAUCCAUAAAUCAGCAAAUAACCUGGAUGGAGAGCCUAUCAAUCACACAAGUGACCUUCUCAUCACUGAAAAAGCUAUAAACUCUCACUGUGAAGUCAAAGGCACCACAAAAGAGCCUGUUGACAGUCAGUCCUUUAUGAAAUGUAAUGAUGCACAACAAGGAGACGGUUCGAAUCCUACUAAAGACAAAGUGGACAAUGAAAUACCUAUCACAUCAAAGUCUAAGGAGGAAAAGAAUAAUGUGGGCGAAAGCACAGAGCCUGAAAACGGGGUUAGCCAAGGGACAUUUAAUAUGAAUAAUUACCUGUGUGAUGCUAUUGAAUCCUCUGAAGGAAAUUACAGACAUUACCUGCAGCAUAUAAAACAGACAGAAAGAACAAUGAAGGAUUCCUGGUAUGAAGAAACCCGGGUAGAUAACCCAGUCCCUCAUAGAAAGGAUAUAAAGUUAAAUACUAGUACUGCUGAGAAGAGAACUGAGUUAUUUACUUCAGCUGUAAACCGUCCCCAGUCAGACAUGAAGGAGAGAGACGAGAAGGUGUUGAAAGUGUUAAAGCCUAUCCGGAGCAAGGAGAGACGAACCAGCAUUUGUAUGACUAUUCAAACGAACCAGCAGUCCUUGCUAGCGCACAAAGACAGAAGCAUCCUAAAUCGGAACAAGUCCAAAAGCAAUCUGAAGUACUCCUCACUUUCCACACAAGUUAAAGAUAAAACCAGGAAAAACCCUGAGCUAGUAAUUAGUGGAGAGACAGUCACAAAAGUAAAACCAAAGCUUAAAUCUGUUAAAAGUGCUCAUUGCAACACUGGCACCCCAUCUCCACGAAAGAAGGUGAGCGAUCAUGCACAAAGCAAAAGAGCAAAUCCUGACAAGUUGAGCAGCAACAGUGUUCAACAGCACUCACCGGCAAGGGAGCUGAAGAGCACCCGGCAGUUGAAGAGACCCGGUCUUACAGGGACACCAAGGUCUAAAUCUGCUGUGGACUUCAUCACUUACAAAGACAUGUUUCAGCAGAUACAGAGUGGGGAGGAAGGACCAGCCAUCUAUGAGAUGUUUGCUGGUCCUAUCUUCGAUAACCUCCGAGUUUCCAGCUCUUGUGAGAAAGUGAAGGACAGACAAGUGCAGUCAGCUAAAGUCAAACACAGACCAUUGAAACAAGCACAGAGUAAGCUGAGGAGAAGUCCAGGGGAGAGAAUGGUGGUUUCAGCUAAAAGCAAACCAAGACUUGCAUCCUCUAGGGUGAAACAUAACCUCACACCUGUAUCAAAGAAGGGCCCACACAAAAUUAAGGAUGUGGACUCGCACAAAGAGACUGAGUUAGUUCUCUCCAAUGAUGUUGACACUAAUCGUACAAGUGCUCAUGAAAAGACUGAUGAUCAUUUGUUAUCUAUCAUAGAGGAGGCUCUGUCUAGAUACGGGUCUGAAACAUUAAAAUCUGAUAACAAAACACUGACUAAGGCAGCAACUUCAUCUCAUCUUGAAGACUACAGUCACACACAAAAAAAUGACAAUUCAUCAAUAGGAAACCCAAACCGACCGGUUCCUGAGUCUGCGUUAUCUCAAAGCCCCCAACAGCCAAAGAUCAACACUUGGACGUCUUCUAGCAGCAGAAGCCAAACCAUUAUGUCACCAGUUUACCAGAGGUUUCUGGAUGAGGUGGGGGAAGGGCCACUUACAGAUGACCUGCUGCAAUGUCUGGCUGAGGAGCUGAUCUCACUGGACGAGAGGGAUGUAUCCAUAGGCCCCUGUCCUGAGAACCUGGAACCAAGCAAAGAGGAUUACAACAGAGAAUACAAUCCGGUAACAGGAAGAAAUACAUUUCCUGAGGUUGGUUCAACAUACAGUGCUGCUUUGCUUGGCUCUGGGUUGGUUGUAGAUGACACCAUCACAUGGACAAAGGGGGAAGUACUCGGCAGGGGAGCCUAUGGGACAGUGUACUGUGGCCUGACAAGUCAGGGCCAGCUGAUAGCGGUGAAACAGGUGACCCUGGAUACCUCUGACCCUGACGCUGCAAAGAAGGAAUACAGUCGCCUGCAGGGGGAGGUGGAGCUGCUUAAAACCCUUAGACACAGCAACAUUGUGGGCUUCCUGGGGACCUCACUUUAUCAGCAUAUGGUUUCCAUCUUCAUGGAAUACAUCCCUGGAGGAUCCAUCGCUAGCAUCCUGCACAGGUUUGGUCCUUUACCAGAGCGUGUGUUGGCUCUGUACACCCAGCAGAUCUUGGAAGGGGUGGACUACCUUCACCUGAACAGGGUGAUACACCGUGACUUGAAGGGAAACAACGUCAUGCUGAUGCCCACUGGCGUUAUCAAGCUCAUAGACUUUGGUUGUGCACGCCGCCUCAGCUGCCUGAACCACACUUCUAGCAACAGUGGAGAUCUGCUCAAGUCUGUCCAUGGCACGCCAUACUGGAUGGCACCAGAGGUUAUCAAUGAGACAGGAUAUGGCAGGAAGUCAGAUAUAUGGAGUGUGGGUUGCACAGUGUUUGAGAUGGCCACAGGAAAACCACCACUGGCACACAUGGACAAGAUGGCUGCCCUGUUCUACAUUGGGGCACGAAGAGGGUUGAUGCCCUCUUUACCAGAUGUAUUUUCGGAUAACGCCAAGGAUUUUGUGAAAAUCUGCUUGACAAGUGACCAGAGACUACGGCCAUCUGCAGACCAGCUGCUGAAGCAUUCGUUCAUCCUAUCCCAAAAUGAGACCGGAGUGAACUCUUAGGAAACACAGAAAAAGAACUGCUGUGGUCACCCAGAGGGACUGUGUGGUUAACAAGGAGUUACACAAAACAGAAUAUUUUUUAGUUCAAUGGGACAUUAAAUGAUUUAAUUCAGAUUGGUGAUUCAUAUUCAAGUAUAUUUUGUGACCCUUUAAGGGCCUGCCACCUUUCCCCCAGGGAUGCAUCAGUAGUGUGUUUGGGAACAUGGGGCAGUAGGCUUAUGUCCCAGACUAUCACCAAGAAGAAACUGAAGAAAGGAACUGUGAGAAGCACUUUUAUACAUUUCACUUGUUACAUUUGGUACAUUAAUAGAACCUAUAAAAUGUGAAGAGAUAGAUGCCAGAUUUUUGUUACUGACUUUGGGUAUUUCCUAUAGCAAUUUUAUAAAUGUGCCAAUCUUAUUCACAUCUUAAAUUUAUGUGUACAGUGUAACUCCAGGUGUUUGUGCUGUGUGACGUUUUAGUUUUGAUAAAAAUGUGCCUAAUACAUAUUGCAGCACCAUCACAUUUUAACAUAGAUUAUAAGCUCAUUUUUAUAACCUACAUUUGUCGGUGCUGUUAGCUUUCCUCUGAUGAGUUAUUGAGGAAUCAGUGUGUAAAAUCAUGGUUGAAGAGACAUGCCACUGAACUUUGCAUCAAUAUAAGCUACUGCACAAGCCUGUCUCCUCAUAUUCAAAUUAGUAAUUUCUUUAUACUUAGUAACAUGUAUAUAUGCAUAAUACAAUGACGGCAACAACCAGUUUAUAAAGUGUCAGGGUAGUGGCAACUUUAAAGUUUAUUUGCAAUAUUGAAAUGAAAAUAAAAAAAGAUUGUAAGGAGUGGCUUACGCUCACUUGUCCACAACAGCUUUUGUUCUGUGCCCACAAAUCUAAAUAACUAAUGAGGUUACCAACCAUCCAGCUUCAGUCUUAAUGUGUAAUUUAAAAAUAAACAAGUAACCAAGUCAAGAACAGAGGGGAUUUGAGAACAAUAUAGAGUUUAAUGUAGGAAACUAAUGUAAAGAUGUGCCUGGACAGGUACAUGGCUGCAAAUGUAAAUUCAACCAAUUUGAUGGACAUCAGUGACAAAACUCAUUAGGGACGUCCACAUCGCAGAAUGAUACUGGCGUUAUCCAGCAGGUCAUGUUGCAUAUGGCCAGUUGGUCACUGUUCUGACAAGUGUUUCUGGGAUGUAACGGAGCCAAAAGUUGUUUUUUGUGUGGUUGAUUCAAUAAUACUUGUAAUAUGUACUCCCUUUAUGAGCUGACAUCUAAGGGCUACAGCUUCAUGUCAUGAAAUUAUGUCUGAUGCACUUCAAAGUAAAAAGAGUUAUGUAAACUUUAA
Messenger RNA from Dicentrarchus labrax (European seabass), 6033 nucleotides. It is a transcript of the gene map3k19, whose product is annotated as mitogen-activated protein kinase kinase kinase 19. The transcript is spliced from 16 exons. Bases 251 to 4714 code for a protein of 1487 amino acids. The record is from RefSeq and is a predicted model, not a curated record. Gene Ontology annotation, molecular function: protein kinase activity; protein binding; ATP binding. Lineage: Eukaryota; Metazoa; Chordata; Actinopteri; Moronidae. Gene Ontology annotation, biological process: protein phosphorylation.